AUGUCGACCUCUAGUAAUAUCAAAAUUAUUAAACAAAUCAAUGAAUAUAAAGAAAAGCUAGUUGCAAAAGGAAUGUAUGACGAUAAUUUUGAGAUUUUAUCUCUUGGCGGAUUUAUUGCUAAACGAAUUUUACUUCAUGAGCAGGAUGUAAGUUAUGUUCGUAAUAAUAAAAUAGAGCAUGUACCACAUGAGGA
This is a messenger RNA of Dentiscutata erythropus, 194 nucleotides long. The record is from the annotation of a GenBank genome assembly. Lineage: Eukaryota; Fungi; Glomeromycota; Glomeromycetes; Diversisporales; Gigasporaceae.